AAAAUAUUUAAAAUAUGCUUUAAAUCGAUGUUGCGAAUUGCGAUAUGCGAUAUUUUACAACGUUCCGGUAAAUUCGGCAAUUUUUUAUAGCACCCCGCUUUGCGCAUGCGCAAUUGCCAUUGUAAUGCGAAGUAUUCCGAAUACGCUGUAUUCGCGGAAAUAUUGACAUUUCGUGAAACGGUUGUUUUAAUUUCUAAGAUAUACAUGUUGUUAGCAUUUUGAUUUAAUAAAUGACGAAGUGUAUUGUUGCGGGCUGCAGUAGUAGCACAACGAAAGGUGACAAAGUACACAAUGUCCCAAGUGUUAGAAAGAAAGCGGACAGAAAGACAUGGUUGUCGAAUGUCAACAGAUUGGACUUGAUGUGUAAACCACAAAAAAUUGUUGUGUGUAAUAAACAUUUUCAUCGGAAGUGUUACCAGAAAAACCUCCGGGUUGAAUACAUGGAAGGUAAAAUCCAAUAUGAUCUCGUACCAGGCUCAGUGCCAACUAUUGUACAAAGAGGAAAGUCAAGUGAAUGUCCCAAUGCAGAGCACAAUGGUCAACCUACCCGUCUCACAGUAUAUACAGAGAGUCAGCUUCCAUCAGUACCGAAAAAGCCAUUGAUGGGUCCUUCUCGUGAUGUUCUGGGAGAUGUGACGAACACAGUUCUCCAUUGUACAAGUCCAGCUCAUCCAGUUGUUUCUUCAGCAGUUCCAAGGAAGAUGCCUCGAAGGGCCAUGGUGGACGUCAGCACACAGACAUGUUAUAUUGCCCAGCAUGCUGAAACACAGACAGAGGAUCAACCAGUUGACAGCUCCACCCAGUGUGACCCCGCCAGUAUAUCUAUUGACCAUUCAUAUACUUGUCCCAAGAUGUAUUCACCCCCUCGCCCCAAGAUGUCUACACCAGCCCGCCCCAAGAUGUCUUCACCAGCUCGCCCCAAGAUGUCUACACAGUCGUGGAAACUGUGUGAACUUCCGCAACUUGACAUCAGCUCAGUUCACCUACUGGACUCUACAGAUCUCGAGUUUGAGUUGACCUCGGACGAGUCAGAAAUGUGUGUUGAUGAUGAAAAGUGUGAUCCAACCUUUGAACCUGCGACCGAGGAAAUCACCAGUUCAAGCUCAGGAAGUUCUUUGUCUGUAGAAGACUUGAAUGAAAGUAGUUUUAUUGUUUAUGGCCAGUGUUUGAAUGAACUUCUAGCUGGUGUUCGUUGCAUCAAGUGUGACAAACAAUGCAUGAUUACAAACACUUACAUGAAAGGAUCAUCUCUGACUGUGUAUUUCCAGUGUUCUAACUUCCAUGACUUUCAAUGGAGUACACAGCAAUCAUCUGGGAGAUUUCCUCAUGGAAAUCUACAGAUUGCUGCUGCAGCCUUGUUCAGUGGCCAGAACUAUAGUGUGCUCACACUGUUUGCAGCACUUCUUGGCUUACGCUUCUUGCACAGAACCUCUUACAAUGCCAUUCAGUCGUCUCACCUCUUCAGACUUGUAAAUGAUGCCUGGAAUUCACACCAGUCUGAAUUGUUAGAAACAUUUAAAGGAAAAAUAGUGUGUUUAGCUGGUGAUGGCAGAUGUGAUAGCCCUGGAUUUUCUGCCAAGUAUGGAACCUACACGGUGAUGGACAUUCAAACAAAUGUCAUUUUAGGUUUCCAUGUAACUCAGUGUACAGAAACCAGCAGCUCUGUCCACAUGGAGAAACAUGGUUUGGAAAAAUGCCUUGGUCAUCUUCAAGACAAUGAAAUAACUGUUGAUGUUUUGGCUACUGACCGCCAUGUGCAAAUAAGGAAAUACCUGACUGACAAAUGGCCUGAUAUAAAUCAUCAGUUUGAUGUAUGGCAUCUUGCCAAAUCAGUUGGGAAAAAACUUAGCAAGAAAAGUAAGCAAAAAGGUUGCGAGAGGCUUUCGACUUGGAUUAAGUCGGUGGUGAAUCACCUAUGGUGGUGUUGUGCCACAUGUGAUGGAAAUGGAGAUGUGUUGGUGGAAAAGUGGCUAUCCAUCGUCCAUCAUGUGUGUAACCGCCAUGUAUUUCCUGGACAUCAUGUCACUGAAUGUUGCCAUGGACGGCUAGAGCCAACAGUUGAAAGAAAAACGAAAUGGCUAAAGAUGCAGUCACCAGAGCACCAGGCACUUACAAAUGUUGUAACCAACAAGCUGUUGGUUAAGGAUAUCAGACAGUUAACUCUAUUUUGUCAUACUGGUGCUUUGGAAAGCUAUCAUGCUUUGCUGCUGAAGUACAUGCCGAAGCGGAUCCAUUACAGCCUGGAAGGCAUGAUAGCAAGAACCCAGCUGGCUGCCCUUGACCAUAACCAUAAUGUAAACAGGGCGCAGGCAACAGUAAAAACAGGAAGCAGGAAAGGGGAGAAACGGUUUAGAACAGAAUUUUCCAAACUUUCCAAAUCAUGGAUUGCGAAGAAAAUGUAUGAGAAAAAGUCAUAUGAAUAUUUAGAAAUUUUGAUGGAAAAAACGCUAGAAACUGAAAAAUUAAAUUGCACACGGCCCAACAGCAGAUCGCUCCCACCGAACAUCAGUAGGAAUGAAAAACCAAGAAAAGAGAUCAUAGUUCAAGGUCGAGUCUCUCGAUUUGGAAAAUGA
Mya arenaria is the source of this 2573-nucleotide messenger RNA. RefSeq lists its product as uncharacterized. NCBI's taxonomy places the organism in Eukaryota, Metazoa, Mollusca, Bivalvia, Myida, Myidae. The transcript has 4 exons. The record is from RefSeq and is a predicted model, not a curated record. The coding region runs from base 231 to 2573 and encodes 780 amino acids.